AUGUAUUUUCAACGCCAAGAAGUUAUUGGAGUACCUCCUAUUCUUGCAUCAAUAGGGUCUAUAUUUUCAAAUGAUUCUAAGAAGAAUAAACUGAGUCCAACUUACCAACUUUUUGUUGGAAUAGGAUAUAUAUUUUAUUUAAUUAUUUUUAUGAUUGUAAUAACUCAAGUAAUUCAGCCUAAUGAAGAAUAUUCUUCAAUAUAUAGUAUUCAGAAUAUACUAAAGUCUGCAAAUUGGAACCCUGAUUUAUCAACACCUAAAAACUCUAUGCUAUAUAAUAUUCAGACAAAUAACGAUAUUCAAAAUUGGAUAUAUUAUGUUUUGGGUCCUCCGCUUUUAAAUGGUCAUAUUGCAGACCAAAAUCAAAUCAUUGGGGCUUCUAUAACUAAAUGUGUUGGAGAAUAUAUGGAAAAUGAAACAGAAAGUUAUUACAUUCCUUCUGACUAUGGCAUUGCUAAGGUUCUCGACUUAAGUAAUUGCAAAAAAACAAAAUUAAACUUGGUUUCAAGGAUUGCUUCGCCAUAUAAAUACAUAGAAACUUUUUUUGAUUCUUCCGAAGACUACGUUAUCCAAGAAAUUGAAUCUAAUCCUGAAUUGCCGGUAUUACCUAAGUUGUCCAAUAAAACAGAUACAAUUUCAUAUACAGUAGAACUAUUGUUUUAUAAUGGAAAUAUCGAUACAUAUAGCGUAAUAUCAUUUUCAUUCAAUCUUUCUAUUUUUGGCACAUUUAUUCCUGAUGUAUUAUCUCACAGUGUUUCACCUAUAAAAAAAUAUGUUGGGUUCCCAUGUGCUGAAAGUUGUAAUCUAAAUAUUAGUCAGAUCGUCAAAUCGGGAUUUUUUUUUGCAUAUUGCGUCAUUUUUAUUUUCCAUUUCAUAUCAGGGAUUUUACUACUAAUAUCUAGUGCAUCAGGUUCCUCAAACUAUUCAUCCAAAGAAUCCGAAAGAAAUAGUUCAGGAAUUGAAUCUUGGUCAAAUUACUAUAAAGAAAGAUCCCUUUCAAUAGCAAUAAGAAUUUCUCAUUUUUCUGUAAUUUUAUUAUGGAUUUCAUCUGCGGUUUUAGUACAACUACUCCCAAACCAAUCUCUAAAAAAUAUUCUAGAGCAAAGUAACCAAGUAGCAGAAAAAAUCAACUUAUCACAAUCAUCUGAAGUGCCACUAUUAAAUUCCAUCAUUUAUACAAUUAAAAUUGCGUCAAUUAUCAAAUUUACUGGGAAUGUAAUUGCAUGUAUCGCAUCAUUUUUGAUGUUGUUUAGGAUCUUUCAGAUUUUUUCAUCCCUAUUUUCAAAAGUCAACGUUCCAUUAAAGACAAUCAUAUUAUACUUUAAAAAAGUUGUUGGAUUAUUUUUCCUUAUAAACCUAGUGAUAUUGACUUUGGCACUUGGAAUUAUCAUUUAUUUGCACAUUGACAAGUUUUCACCAAGUAUUAAAGGAAUUCAGACAUCUAUGAGUGCUUCGCUUUUUUCCCUUAUGCUUGCACCGUUUUCUAAUAGUCAACUAGGGGGAAGUAUAGAAGCAGAAAAUAAAAUUCCUACUGUUAUUUUUUUCUCGAUAGCAAUAGGAAUAUUAACUUUGUAUUUACUUUUAAUUCCCUUAUCAACUGCUACAAUAAUGUUUAUUUACAAUGAAGUUGAAAUUCUUCAAUCCUUAAAACAAAACACAGAUAAUAUCUACACAAUUAAAGCAACUUUGAGUGCUUGGAUUCAACAACUUUUUUUUCUCUCAACAUUUUGGCAAUCAAAGAAAUUUUGGUUGUUUUCCUGUCAAUCAAGUGAUGAAGUCAUAAAAACAGCACAUGACACACAAAAUGAAAUUGAAGGACAAAUCCAUCCAGAAAAUAACAGCAAUACAAAAGGAAACAUUUUGAACGAGGAAACAAAACAAAUUGGUAAAUUUAAUGAAAAAAGCUUAAAACAGAUGAUACAACAAAAAAAGAAACAAUUUAAAAAAUUUUUUGAGUUACCUCCAAAACUUGAAUAUAUCCCCUACCAUCUUUUUUUUUUGACAGUAUUAUUUUCUAUUGUUUCGAUUUAUUGGAUUAUAAAUGUAAUAGGAUACCAGCUUCAUACUGAAACAGGAGAUGUAAUUUGGAAAAUUCUCGAUUCUCCUUUUAGAGCAAGAUCAUUCUAUACAUUUGACCCAACUUCAGAUUUUUUUCCAUAUAUGUUUAAAGAUUGUUCCAAAAAAAAUGAAAACCCCAGUUUCUUAUACAAUAAAGAUCAGUUACCCAAUAUUCCAGAAGAGCUACUUUACGGAUUAUAUCAAUCAUACAGUCUAACAAAUAUUACUUCGUUAAGUCAUCUAAAAACUUGGAUUCAAAAAAUUUUUAUUCCAUUAAUAAAAGCAAAAAAUCUCCAAAGUUCAGAAAAAAAAGAUUUUCUAAUUGAUCUUGGCCAUCCAACACUCGAUUCAACAGUUAACCCAAUACUAUUAUUUAAACAACACUUUAGCCCCGUAAAAUGCAAUUCAAAUCCAAUUUCUUCAAAACUAUAUUUAAGUACAAUAGCUAAAUCAAAAAGCUCAUUAAGUAUAAAAGAUAUUUCAAAGUUCAAUGCAUUAUCAAUAACUAAAGUUCCAAAUUCAUCAUUUUAUUUAGCUCCAAAGACAGGAGUUUCAAAUAUUAGAAACAUUUUCUCACGCAUUCUUAAAUUUUUAAAUUUAGAGGGAGUUAUAUUUAACAGAAAGCUAACUGUUUCUCAAGAAAAUAAUUCUCAUAUGGAGUCUUCACUAUCAAGCUCAGGGGUAGAUAGAAUAUUUUUCUUAUAUGCAGGCAAAGAAUCAGAAAUAUCCGAACAAUUUAUUAAAUCGUUAAAUGGAGAAGAUGAAGGAAACUUAUUUUGGGCAAUAAAGUCUUAUUCUCUUUCUACAGGGAGCGAAGUAAAUGUUGACUUAAUUCCUUCACUAGACUCUUUCAGUUCAAAUGAAGAGAUUAAUAUUCCUUUUAAUGGAUUGUUUGAUUAUAGUAUGAAUACUUUAGAAAUUUACUUCCCAAUCAUUAUUCCUAAUAAAUAUUCUGUUUCACUUUUGACACUAAAAUUUGAAAUCUUACGAACAGGUCAAAUUGAAAUUGAAUAUGCUUCUGACUUUGUGAAACGUGAAUGGAUUAAUCAAAUUAAUGAUGAAGAUGGAGUUUUAAUUGGCUCAAAAAAUAAUGAAAAUUUAGAUGAAAGUUUAGCUGAGGACAAAAACGAAAACCAAAUCAAUAGCUCAGGUUCAAAUUUAGGAACUUGGAUAUUUUCAUUUGUUCUGAUUGGAAUACAAUGUUUAAUUUUCUUAAUUUUCUUUAUACUAGCGGCUUAUAAUUUUUACAGGAAAAGAUUAUUAAGUAAAAGAUUAAUGAAUCAAAUAAAUUACAAGAUGGAUGUUUCAGAAUCGGAGAGCGAAAAUGAUAUGCCAAAGAAAAAAAACAGAAAACUCGGAAUCCGAAAAAUUGCAAAAAAAAUCAGGAGAAAAGAAAUAGGAAAUGAUCAAAAUAUAAUUAAAAAGCAAACACUAGAAUCAUCUGGGAAUGUAAAUUUUAAUGAAAAAAAAAAUUUACUAGAAUUUAGAAAAAAGAUAAAAAGAAAACAAGACAAAGAUAUUGAGGAAAUUGUUGAAUUCAAUCACACAGUUGAAGAAGAAAUAUAUGAUGAAGAUAUAUUAAGUUUAUACAAGUUAAGUAAUUUGAAUAUUCUAAUUAUUGUAGUGAUGUCAAUUAUUUUUUUUGCACUAUUUUUUUCAUCCAUCACAUAUUAUAUUUUAAUAAUAUCUAGAAAAAUUUCGAUAAAUAUUAAUUCAAUUGAUACUGAAGGUGGGUUCAAUUCAAUUGUUUCAUCACUUGGAAUUAUAUUGCCCUGGGAAAUUGAAAAGUCCAAUUUGAACAAUAUUGACUCAAAACUAAAUAUGAUUGGCUCUAGUUCAGGUUUCUACAAUGAUCAUGUUUUUUCAUUCAAUAAUUUAUUUGAAACAAUAAAUAAUAUCCAAGAAAUCAGCAAAUACUUCCAAAUGUUCGAAAUUAUUGGAGUUCUACUUAUAAUAACAUAUUUAUCUAUUAUUUUGAUUUACUCCAGCUUAUUGGUUGAUCGUCAUAGGCGUACAAAAAUACUAAAAAUGAGACGUUUCAUGGAAAAAAAUGGAAGAAAACUAACGGGAAACUCGUUCGAAUCUCUUUCAGUUUUUACAUUUAUGGAUACUACAUCUCAAAGAGGUUUUAGUUGGAAUGAUACAAAUUAUGCUCUUAUUCCUAUUUUCUUUGUUGUUAUUUCGUUUAUUCUUAUUUUUUCUUUAGCAGGAUAUUCACUAUUGGGUUAUCAGGAGACAACCUAUUUUUCAUAUUAUUAUUCAGUAUUAAGCUCCUUAUUAAUUAUUUUUAAUUACAAUAGUGUCAAGCAGGUAAUAAUGACAACGAUCACUCCCGAUAUAUCAAUUAGAUUUAAAUCUAAUAUUAUUACAUUUAUUUGGAGACCAAUAUAUUAUUUAAUAACAUUCUUUACUUUUAACUUCAUUUUGAAGGCAUUAAUUCCUGCUUCAAUAAUAUUUUAUAUGCGUUCAGUUGCAUCCAAAAACCUACAGAUUUCGCAAGAUACUCUUCUUUCUAAGUUAAAUAAUGUUGCUGUAACAAGACCUUCAAUUCCAAUAUUCAUGAAUGAUUGUAUUUCACUAAGAAUGAAAUUCUUCAUAAAAGCACUUUAUAAAAAAUUGGGAAAAUUUAAAAAUUUUGAUAUGAAUUUAAUGAAAGGGAACACAAUCGAAGGAGAACAGAAUGAAAGGGAUGUUAAUCUAACAGGAGAAAACCCUGAUUGGAUAUUUGCAAAAUUAAUACCAGAACUUUUCAAUGAAAUAAUUCACUAUAAAUUAAAUAUUGCGGAACUUGUAAACAAAGACCAACAAGGAAUACAAGAAAUAAGAGAUUAUUUGGGUAAUAUAUCGCUUCAGUUAUUGCUAAUUCAAGAGCAUUUGGUGAAAAUUGAGUUUUUGAGGUGUAAACUUUCAAUGAUAAGACAAGAAUUGAUGAAAAUUGAAGAUGUCAAAAAAGAUAUAUCAAGGGGGAACAGAGAGUCGCAGCAUUAUAUUGAUAGGCUUUUACAACGACUAAUGAGUAUUAAUGACGAAAUUGAGCAUUUGGAUGAAAGCAACAGAGUUUUAGGUCAAGAAAAGGAAUCCAUAAAACAAAAAACGGAAAGUGUAACUGCAAACUAUUCUCUGCAAAAAGAAAAAGAAAAGUUUUCAACCGACUUUUUGUUUGAAUAUGAUAACUCAUAUGCAAAAACACUAUUUGAAAAUUCUAAAAUCAACGAUAUAACUAGCAGCGACGAAUAUUCGGAUGGAGGUUCAGAUGAACUUAAAUAUCUUGGCGAAAUAGAUAGAAACAGUGUUUAUUCAAAUAAUAAAAAAAGAAAUAUAAUUAACUAUAUUAAUAGAAAUGGCAAAGAUAACAAGAAGGUCAAAGGUGUUUGGAAGAGAGACUAA
This is a messenger RNA of Cryptosporidium ubiquitum, 5445 nucleotides long. RefSeq lists its product as uncharacterized. The coding region runs from base 1 to 5445 and encodes 1814 amino acids. The transcript has a single exon. The record is from RefSeq and is a predicted model, not a curated record. NCBI's taxonomy places the organism in Eukaryota, Apicomplexa, Conoidasida, Eucoccidiorida, Cryptosporidiidae.